Lonchura striata (white-rumped munia) is the source of this 1679-nucleotide messenger RNA. The record is from RefSeq and is a predicted model, not a curated record. NCBI's taxonomy places the organism in Eukaryota, Metazoa, Chordata, Aves, Passeriformes, Estrildidae.
UCCUCGGCCGCCCAUGAGGCAUCACCAUGCUGACCAGCCUGACCGAGGGCUUCCUCUGCUGCCUGCUGGGCAAGACGCCCAACGCCGUGGGGCCGCUGGACAGCGUUGAGUCCUGCGACGGCUUCACCUUCCUGGAGGUGAAGCCGGGCCGCGUGCUGCGCGUCCGCCACGCCGUCCCCGAGCGCCGGGGCCCGCCGGAAUCGCCGGCCGCCGCCGCGGCGCCGGAGCGGCCGGCGCUGCGCUGCCAGCGCCGCAUCACGCUCUACCGCAACGGGCAGCUGCUGAUCGAGAACCUGCCCGGGGCCAGCGGCGAGCCGGGAGCGCCGGAGCCCGCGGCCACCAAGGACGGCGCGGCCACCAAGGACGCCAAGGAUGGCAUGGCCAUCGCGGCCACCAAGGACGGCGCGGCCACCAAGGACACCAAGGAUGGCAUGGCCAUCGCGGCCACCAAGGAUGGCGUGGCCACCAAGGACGGCGUGGCCACCAAGGACGGCGCGGCCACCAUGACCAAGGACAGCAUGGCCACCACAACCAAGAACGGCGCAGCCACCGUGGCCACCAAGGCCACCAAGGACGGUGUGGCCACCACGACCAAGGACAGCAUGGCCACCGCGGCCACCAAGGAUGGCGCGGCCACCAAGGACGGCACGGCCACCGCGGCCACCACGGCCAAGGACGGCGCGGCCAAGCGCCGCAAGCGCAAGCCCAAGAGGGUGGUGACGGUGGACUGCAAGAAGCGCAUCACCAGCUGCAAGGGCACGCACGGCGACGUGGUGCUCUUCUUCAUCCACGGCGUCGGCGGCUCCUUGGACAUCUGGAAGGAGCAGCUGGAAUUCUUCUCCAAGCUGGGUUACGAGGUGGUGGCGCCGGAUUUGGCGGGGCACGGCGGCAGCUCGGCGCCGCCCGUGGCCGCCGCUUACACCUUCUACGCGCUGGCCGAGGACAUGAGGGUCGUGUUCAAGCGCUACGCCAAGAAAAGGAACAUCCUCAUCGGGCACUCCUACGGGGUGUCCUUCUGCACGUUCCUGGCGCACGAGUACCCGGAGCUGGUGCACAAGGUGAUCANCCUGCGUGGGGCUCGCCCUCGCUGCCACCCCCCGAAUCUGGGGCUGACCCCUCUCCCCCCGUGCAGGGCCGGCUUUGCCCGGCAAGGUGCCAAGGAGAAGCAGCUGCUGAAGGAGGGCAACGCCUUCAACGUCUCGUCCUUCGUGCUGCGGGCCACCAUGAGCGGGCAGUACUGGCCCGAGGGCGACGAGCUGUACCACGCCGAGCUGGCCGUGCCCGUGCUGCUGGUGCACGGCAUGCACGACAAGUUCGUGCCCAUCGAGGAGGACCAGAGGAUGGCAGAGGUGCGGGGGUGCCACCCAAUCCCGCCCCGGAAAGGGUCUGGGGGCUCUGCCCCCCCGAAAUUUGGGGUGGCUGUGGGUGGUUGGGGUGGUGGGAAAUGGGAGGAGGAAAAUCCGCUGGUGAUCGGAGGGGCAGUGCCAGGGCUGGCACAGGGCUCCUGCUGGGAUGAGGAAGAUGAAGAUUCCCGGGAUGACGGCACGGCGCCUUCCCGCGUGUCCCCGCUGCCACCGUCGCUUUUAGGGUCGUCAGAGCCCCCUGGGGCCACCCCGGGACCUUUCCCGGCUCCGUCCCCCCGGAGCAGCGGGGGACAGCGGGACCCCGACUCCCGGUGA